GGCUAGCAACGGUUGUCGAGUUUCAUUCUCGGAAUACUGCAGCCGAGGAAAUACACGCGCGAGGCAUUAAUAAUGUGCUGAAGCGUAACAUGCCCACUUCCUGGUCUGUGUGUUUCGCGCAGCGAUACUGUCCCUCGGAAUUCCUUUCUUUUAAUAUCGCGAGACAGCAUUUCAACAGCUUCGACAAGACGAUCCUACAGAAAUUGCAGGAAAUUGCGGAAACACCGCACCGAUCCCAACACGACCCAUCAUGGCGGCAACUGCCGUUUUGCUUUUGUCGGGGCUAGUCUUGAUCCAACCCCACCGUGCGGCAACAGCUGGGACAGCUUCUCCCUGGGAUGUCAGUGGCCGUGACUUCGUUUUCUCCUUCCCUUAUCCUCCAAACACCUCCGUCAGACCAUAUCUGAUUGCAACAGCUCAGGCUCCAAACGUGAACACCCGAGUGCGCUUUGACUUGCCUGGGCAUGGAUGUUCACACCGAGCGGACGUAGGGUACGGCGAGAGGGCGCUGUUUUCCCUGCCGUCCGUGAAAACCAGGCAUGCUCGAAGGGAACUUGGGUCCCUAUCGGGAAUACGUUUAGACAUCGACGAAAACACGGUGGUUGUCAGAGCCAACAGUAGCAUCACACUGCAGUGUGUGACCGGCAAUCGUGCUGACCGUUUCCUCGUUCAUCCUACCAAGGCCCUCGGACUGGAAUAUUUCAUAGCCUCCUCGCCAGUCGCGCGACUACACCUGUUUACAGUUUCGGCUACUCAGGACAACACUAGCGUGGAUAUUAACAUGAGAUUCCCUGAGUUAGUCAACAAAGCCACCAACAAAACACAGCAUAUCAACAGGGUCCUGAACAGAAACCAGACUAUUUACGUCUCGAGCCUGUUCGAUUUGACUGGCGUGCGCGUGACAUCGAGCCAGCCAGUCGCGGUCGUGUCCGGAAGCCAACUGGGUGACACCGUGCUCGCCCAACAGUUGCCCCCGGUGGACGCGUGGGGGCACGAAUUCAUCAUGACUCGGUCUGGUUACCCGACGUCGUCCCUGCAAAUUCACAGGAUCGUCAUUCCGUCCCCAAACACAUCUCUGUCCAUAUCGUCGAACAGUACCACACUUGAAGUAAAGGUCGCCGACAUUGGGGCGACUUGGUUCGAUCACCUUGUACAGAGUGAAGAUCAUCUCGAGGUGCUUUCCUCUGACAAACCCGUCAUGGUGGUGAGAUACACCUCAGGCUCAACCCUUCUGAUUAUGCCGAUGGAGCAGUACCGCAGCAAUGGUUCGAUCCAAAUAGAAUAUAUGCUUUCAGAGCCGGCAGAAUUCGUGCUGAAUUUCGCCUAUUUCUGCCAAGAGGAGCCCAUAGUGAUCACCGAGAAUUCUUCCCACGACAAACGGCAGAGCAGUCGCGACAGCACUAAGUGCGUUCGAACCGUUGGCUUCCUGCCAAGUCCCGGGGAUCGCAAGUCGCACAUCAACAUCCUCACCCGGCGGACCGACACCACCUUCGUUUGGGUGGACACCUACGACACGCGUGCAGUAACGGGCUCGUAUCAUGUGGCCGCGACGAUGCAACUCCAGAGCCCGCAUGGGGAGGAGUCUUCAUUCUUAGCCUUCCCCACCGGCCGCUCCACCAGCACCGGCGUCAGCGCAGAGACCUCGUGGCAGCAUUGUCUGAGUCCGACAGGGAAGACUACAUCCAACUCUGGAGACACCACGACGACACCGACUACCAGCGGCACGCCCCUCAGAACCAAGCGGCCCACUGGGUCCGACGACACAGCAAUCGUCGUUUCUCUCUCCUUGUCGGUAGCCAUUGUCUUGGCCGUCAUCGUCGGACUCUGCGUCUUCAUGAAAAAGAACAAGAUGUUCCCAAGUUUCUCACAGAAGACCAAGCGUACCUAUGACGUCACCAAUGCUAUCUUGGAUGGCCAGCAGGCGAAGCGUGAGAUGCCCAUGCGAUCUCUUACAGAAGCCAUCCCCUUGCAGAACCGCUACUCUGUGUCCCUGCCAGAUCUGCGUCCGAUGUUGUUCAGCAGCGGUUCCGUCGGCCGCGGCCAGCAGGCCCGCUUCCUGCACAUCCAGCGUGCGGAGGUCAAGCGACUCGCGCCCAUCGCCGAGCACGGGGCGGCGUUGGCCGGCUCCGACGCCCGGUUGGAUCGGCACGACACCUUCGUCAAGCCCGUGGAGCACACUUAUUUGAGUGUCGACCACCAACCACAGAAGGACCACCGACCUGCUCCCAGCCCCGUCGUCGACCGCCGGCCGCCACCUCCACCGCCGCCUUCCGUGAUACCACAGAUCAGCGGCUGUAACACGCAAGCCCUGGACGGGUCAGCAACAGGCCAGUUCGCCUCCAUCGGCAGGCGUCGACACACGCCGGCCAAACCCAUCCCUGUCGAGUUUGUCUUCAAACAACCGGAAACUGAAACUCAGUGGGUCGUAUGAAAUAAAAUCUAGUGAAUACUUUACAGCUUGUUUAUUUAUAAUCGACAGAAAUUAGAAUCAAAAAGCAUACAUUUUCUUCAUCAAAGAUUCAAAUAAUGAGCUGCAUAUCAGGCUGAUAAAGGAGCACGGCUACCAUUUUAAACCAGACUCCUUUUUGAGGGGAAUCCGCGCAAGCUUUCAGGAGAAAGUCAAAAGCUGUAGUUGUGAAAAUCAAGAGGUAUAAUCCGAAGCAUUUGGAAGGCGAAAUUUAACAUCGUCAACUUUUACAAAGAAUACUAGAUAUCCCAAUACAACGAAAAUUUCCAUUUAUGAACGGUUAAUAAAAUCCAGGGAAAAUUCGUGAGCCCUGGGGAAUGUACAGUGUACCCAAAUGUUCGGUAUAGCAGCGGGUGUUCGUCAUACUGGCAUUGUACUGUACAGCCGGCUUAGAGGUUUGCACCACACGAUGUGCUCUCGGGAAAUGAAAAUAAAGAUAGGAAGCAGUUUCGGGACUAUAAAAGAACAACCAUGUACAAAACAUGCUUACUUGUCGCAUUGCUGUCGUUUUGCAAUCAAUGUUAUUUCCAACAUUAUGCGCACUUAACGGACGUUGCGGGAUAUGCUGUACUACUUUCUUUUGAGGACGUCCGCUCAUAAUUCAAUCCCACGGUUUUCUUUGGAAAAGGGCGUGGAUGAGGUGAAUGUACAGUAUCGUUUCGUGUUUUUAAAAUGUUUAUAACCUUGAUAAUGUGUUACACACAUUACAAGUUUAAUUGUUUUAAUCGUAACGCAAUGAAGCGUUUGGUAAUAAAUUAAAUUAAAAGAAGGGUGCUAUCUGUCGCAGCGACUGUGUGGCGAAAUCCGGGGAAAUGGAUCUUAAGGACACACUUUCACCCUUCAUGUGUAUGACAAAAUAACCUUGAACAGCUCCACGUACGUUUAGAUACAUUGGUGUGCACUAUACAUAUCAAACUAUCCGUCAACAAUUGAUGUCUGAUUUGCGUUCGGCAACUGGUUGGUCUUGCAUACCGAAGAAUUCACUUUUCUGCCUCUCUAGUAAUACUUGCCUACCGAUAAUGAACCCUACAUAAUUACAUUUUAAUGUAACUAUUACACCAGCACAGUAAAUUGAUGCGACGCGACAGAUUAUAAGGGUCUUUGAGGAACUCUUGAUUAUUAAUCCUGCGAUGCAGAAGUCCAUCUCACUCGAUUAAGGAGAGGAAUUUGCCUUUUAAGUUUAAUGUGCUAAUGAUGUUAGCCUCCUGCUGUGUAAUGUUUGUUGCUACAAUCAGAGGUUUUGGUUCUGUGUUAACUCCAUCCUCAGUGUCUUGCCAUCAUCAGCCUUAGUGGUGAGUCAUUUCGAAAGUAUUGUUAUCGAAUGAAAAGCAAAAGGUUUUCAUGAAUUCUUCUGAGCAGACUUUUGGAUUCACUUUCAAAAAUACGAGUAUACUUUAGAUAGCAAAAAUCGCUAGCAUUUCCUGUACAUGCAUUGGAAUUGUUGGAAACGUGCCAAGUAUCGACAAUUAUUUCCUUAUCAAGAUAGUUCUACACAAGGAACAUUAUAUUACUUCAGUUGCGGUCUUUAUUUUCUAGUCAAUCAUCUUUGUGAAUAGUCCGUUAAUAUAAAUAUACCAAACUUUGGCAACCCUGCAGCAA
Acanthaster planci (crown-of-thorns starfish) is the source of this 4066-nucleotide messenger RNA. RefSeq lists its product as uncharacterized. The record is from RefSeq and is a predicted model, not a curated record. Lineage: Eukaryota; Metazoa; Echinodermata; Asteroidea; Valvatida; Acanthasteridae.